GGGUUUUCAGAAGCAAGCUAGAAUAACACUAGAGUCCAAACAGUCAACUACUAAAUCAACAAAGGAGAAGAAACCUGCGGCCGGAGGAAAAUCUAAACCCGGGAAGGAGGAGGAUCCAUUGAAGUUUGAAAACUAUUUCCAGUUCUCCUGUCCGGUCAACUUUGUUAAGUCCCACCAAAUCCUGGCCAUCAACCGAGGGGAGUCACUCAAGAUUCUAUCUGUCAAGGUUAACCUGCCAGAGGACUGGCUGAUGAAUCAGCUGAAAAGACAGGUUCAAUUCAGAUGGUUAAACCGAGGGAGGCAGUAUCCCACCAGGACAAGUAUGGUUGAAAAUGCCCUGAAGGAUGCAUACAAGCGUCUUAUCAGUCCAUUGAUGAUUAGAACUUGCCGGUCUGAGCUGACUAAGAUGGCGGAAAACGACGCCAUCUUGAAUUUUGCAGAAAAUUUACGAAAACUGCUUUUGACCCCGCCAUUCAGAGGGUUCAAGAUUCUUAGCAUAGAUCCAGGAUUCAGUCAUGGCUGCAAACUUGCUGUUAUUUCUGAAAGUGGAGAUGUUAUAGAUACCGGGGUGAUUUAUCCCAGAUUCAAGGAUCCUAGAGCGGAUGAACAACCACUCAGGAUUUUAUGUGAUAUGGUUCAAAACUAUGGGGUUGGAACUAUUGCCAUUGGAAAUGGUACUGGAUGUCGGGAGACACAGGAGCUGGUCAGCUACGCUAUAGAAGCUGGACGAUUUAACCCGGUCAAAGUCAGGUAUACUAUAGUUGAGGAGAGAGGGGCUAGCAUAUACAGCUGUUCACCUCUAGCAUCUCAGGAGUUUCCUAAAAUGGAUACAAAUAUCAUAUCUGCCGUAUCACUAGGAAGACGACUUCAAGAUCCUCUGUCAGAGUAUGUAAAGAUUGAACCGCAUCACCUAGGAUGUGGUAUGUACCAGCACGACGUGUCCCAGACUAAACUGAACACAGCUCUGGACGAAAUUGUUGUAGAGUGUGUCAGUUUUGUUGGAGUAAACUUAAAUUCAUGUUCUGAACAUUUGCUGCGCAGAAUAGCAGGACUAACUGCAGCUAGAGCAAAGUCGAUUGUGGAGUUUCGACGUAAGAACGGAGAUUUUAAGGCCAGAGAGGAUCUGAAAUUAGUAAAAGGAAUCGGUGGGAAAGUAUUUGAGCAAUGCUCUGGUUUUCUACGAAUCUCAAAAUCAACCAAAGAAAAUGGCGACGGUUCAGAAAAGCCCGCCAAACCAGCCAAAUCUGUGAAGAAAUCCGGGAAAAGUAGCGCCCAGGCAGGAGCAGCUGAUUGGAAUCCUUUAGAUGCUACAAAUAUCCAUCCAGAGUCCUAUCUAGCAGCUACUGAGCUGGUCAAGCUGACUGGAGCUGUGUUAGAGGAGAUUGGAUCCAACCAGUUUGUAAACACAAUAACUAGUUUUGUUUGUAAACAGAACCCUGAGGAGCUGGCAACUAGGCUGAAGAUCGGUCUACCUACUCUGGAUCUAAUCAUAGGGAGUUUGAAGCAGGAUUUGGAAUACGACUAUAGACAAGAGUUUGGGGCACCUAUUUUCAGGAAUGGUAUGACCCGCUUAGAGGAUAUUCAUCCUGGCAACCUUCUAACAGGACGUGUAUCUAAUGUCACCGCAUUCGGGGCCUUUGUGGAUAUUGGUAUUGGCAAAGACGGCCUUAUUCAUAUUAGCAAGAUGAGAGGAAGAAAAGUGGAGUUGGGGAACAGGGUGGAGGUCCGCUUGCUGAGCAAGGACGCAGAGCGAGGCAAGAUCAGUCUGGAGCUUGUUAAUAUUUUGUAAUCUGAAUAUUCUUACAGUUUCAAUGUGUUCAUUGUGAUAUUUUCCAGCAUUUAAAUAAAUGAAAUGUUCUGAACAAAAUCUGUUCAUUUUUGUCUAAAUUAUUAUUUUUUCAGA
Messenger RNA from Eurytemora carolleeae, 1903 nucleotides. Its product is annotated as S1 RNA-binding domain-containing protein 1. The record is from RefSeq and is a predicted model, not a curated record. Lineage: Eukaryota; Metazoa; Arthropoda; Copepoda; Calanoida; Temoridae. Gene Ontology annotation, biological process: translation; nucleobase-containing compound metabolic process. Gene Ontology annotation, molecular function: structural constituent of ribosome; mRNA binding.